Apis florea (little honeybee) is the source of this 1703-nucleotide messenger RNA. RefSeq names its product HGTX homeodomain transcription factor (gene HGTX). Gene Ontology annotation, molecular function: DNA-binding transcription factor activity, RNA polymerase II-specific; RNA polymerase II cis-regulatory region sequence-specific DNA binding. Gene Ontology annotation, biological process: cell differentiation; regulation of transcription by RNA polymerase II. Lineage: Eukaryota; Metazoa; Arthropoda; Insecta; Hymenoptera; Apidae. Gene Ontology annotation, cellular component: nucleus. The record is from RefSeq and is a predicted model, not a curated record.
UGUACGACAAGAAGCCGAGAAAGUGAUCGCCAGUGUGUAUCAAAUAUAUGAUCAACAUCCAACGUUGUGAGUGAGCAUGUCCAGUGUGUAUCAGUGACCGCGUGAACCAAAGUGAACAAAGUAUCACAUCCAUCCUUCUGAAAAACCGGACCGGAAACACAUCCCCCCCAACCGGUUUCAAUCCCGGUCGAAAUUUUCCGCUCAUUGCCGAACUAUGCGUGGUGCGAGAUGGUGUGUUCUCUGACCAACAACAACAACAACAACAACAACAACAACAACAACAACAACAACAAAAGCUGCAACGACACCGGUGGCGAGCCGUGCACGGACUUGCGAUCCAGCCCAGAGGCGCAGCCGGGCGAGAACAUGUCGUCGUUGAGCGACGCUCACAGGCGGAACAGCCAUUUGGAAGGCGACAGAAGUUCGUCGGCAGGCUCCUCUCUGGGCUCGUGCUCGCCACCACCGGCCUCGAGCCACUCUCCACCGCCUCCCAGGCCGCCUUGGCUCCACGAUUUCCACGCGGCGGCCGCCCCUCACGUCCUCCAAUUUUUGAACCUGAGCGCUGCCGGGGGCAGCAUGCUGGCCAGCCAGCCCCUGGCGGCGUUGCACUCGAUGGCGGAGAGGAGCCACCAUCAGCAGCAUCAACAGCACCAACAGCAUCAACACCAGCAGCAGCAGCAACAGCAGCAACAGGCCCAUCAUCAUCAUCAUCAGCAGGGGCAACAAACAGGGGGGGGCAUACAGUUGCCGAGGAUCAGCGUGCCCUUGUCCACGAUCACGCAGGGGCAAGCGUCGCCAACGGGGAGCGGGAAGCACAGCCCGGCAACCUCCAUCACCUCCGUCGGAAGCAAUCCGCACGGCAUCGACACGAUAUUGUCGCGGCCGGCGGCCACCCAUCCUCAGGCACCCGUGUCGGCGACGCACGCCGCGCUUCAACCGACGCCGCAUCCUCAGCACAUGACGGCGCCUCGAUACGGGAUGCACGCGGGAUUCACUGCUUCGACGGGUAUCGGGCAAUUUCAACAAAGAACGGAGCCACGGCAUCCUGCUGUCUAUUGGCCAGGUCUUCAGGGAUUAGUGAGUGAUCCCCUGGGAUGGAGAGCAAGGCUACACACACUGUCGCAACAGCUGGGCUGUCAGCAGACGAUGACAGGAUCCGGCGGAGCCGGCGAGCACGAGGGCGGCAAGAAGAAGCACACGAGGCCGACGUUCAGCGGGCAGCAAAUCUUCGCCCUCGAGAAAACGUUCGAGCAGACGAAAUACCUAGCGGGGCCGGAACGCGCUAAAUUGGCCUACGCCCUCGGCAUGUCGGAAUCGCAAGUCAAGGUAUGGUUCCAGAACAGGCGGACAAAAUGGCGGAAAAAGCACGCGGCCGAGAUGGCGACGGCGAAGAGGCGGCAAGAAGAGGUCGAGGGCGUCGUCGCCGAGGGUGAGGACGGUUGCAGCGACGCGGAGGCCGAGGGAAACAGCGAAACCGCCGCGAAAAGGCUCAGAAGGGAGCUCGAGCAACAGUAUAGGCAUUAAAACUUAAUGUGAGAUGUCGAUUCGAAGAAAAGGGAAAAGGGAUCGAAAGACUAGAUUCUGAAAUGCUAGAUAGAUUCUAAGUAAAAGGAAAUGAAGGAGUGUGUGGCGAAAAGGAUUUUAAAAAAUUCACAGAUUUCCAGCUUGUCGCAGUGCUUCGAUUGUUUCGUGGGUUGAAUUGG